Linnemannia hyalina is the source of this 1824-nucleotide messenger RNA. NCBI's taxonomy places the organism in Eukaryota, Fungi, Mortierellomycota, Mortierellomycetes, Mortierellales, Mortierellaceae. The record is from the annotation of a GenBank genome assembly.
AUGGCUGAACAACAGUACUCGUCCUUCACAGAGGGAACCGCGACUGCAGACUCAGAGAUGACCUCAACCAGCUUCCUCACACCUGCAACUAACCCUUCAAUCACCCAUGCCGCUCGCCACUCGAUUGACUUCAGCGACAAGGUGCCCCAGGUCAUGGAAUGGACCUCAACCCUCGCCAAGGCACCCGUCCAGAUCCCUCCCAUCUCCACCUCAGACCUCGACCAGUCCCAAGGCACCGACCAGGAGCCCAGAACUCCUACCGCGUCGUCCAUCCCUACCGGUGGACUCGAAGCCGACCUUGAGGAACUCCACAAAUUAACUCCAACUCUUAUCGAGGUCUCGUCUGCGCCUGAUAUCCCUGCUCUCGGGGAUAUCUCCCUGAACCUCUCCUCCUCGUCGUCGUCUUCGUCAUCCACCAACCCAUCUUACCUGUCUUCAAAGCCUUAUAGCGUUAGCAGCCAUUAUGCCAAGGGAUUGGAUGUGCCAUCCUCUGCUGUCCCCUCGCCUCCUUCGUCCAUCAUUGCUGAACCUCCUUCGCCAACUCUUUCUUACGCUUCAUUAAAGAUGGGAAGCACAUCCUCAAACGCAGGGGACGACUUCGAGCAGGACCGGGAAGCCAUGGAGCAGGACGAUCCUAGCCCCAUCAGCCAACACUUUCAACAACAGUCAAGCUCGACCGACACGUCAAUGUCUCAGAGCGCAACAACCACCGACCCUGUUGAUGCUCCUGUUGAAGAUAUCCCAACAGGCGGGUUCAUGGUGCCAAGGAGAGAGAUCUUGACAAAGGAGGAUCUUGACCUGUUCCACGCAUCGCCCACCUAUGUCGCGCUCUUUGCCUUUUUGGAUGAGUUGAACGAGAGUGUUGUUGGUGUCGUGAGCACCGCUGACUGUCACCAAAGCGAGGUUGUCAAGGGCAUGCUGGAGACCUUGGACUUGGUCAACCAGGUGACAGAAGAGUACCCUCCUGAGACGGGCCAUGAGAGUCGAUUCGGCAACCCCGCAUUCCGCAAGUUUUACGACCAGAUCGGCUUGUCUGCACCAAGUUGGAUGGAGAAACUUUCGCUCCCUAAGGAAGCUGUCCCUGAGGUGACAAAGUACUUUGUGGAGAGCUGGGGCAACCGCAAGAGAAUCGACUAUGGUACAGGGCACGAGGCCAGCUUCUUGGCCUGGCUCUAUUGCUUUGCCAAACUGGGACUCAUCAAGAAGGAGGACUACAAGGCCGUCGUCAUCCAUGUCUUCUUCAAGUAUAUUGAGGUGAUGAGAAAUCUUCAGUUUGCGUACUGGCUUGAACCCGCUGGAUCGCAUGGAGUGUGGGGCUUGGAUGACUACCACUUCUUGCCAUUCUUGUUUGGAGCAGCACAAUUGAGAGGACACAAGUAUAUCCGACCCAAGUCCAUCCACGACAACGACAUUGUGUCCGAGUUUUCCAAGGACUACAUGUAUCUCUCCUGCGUGAAGUUCAUCAACUCUGUCAAGUCGGCGUCGUUGAGAUGGCAUUCGCCCAUGUUGGACGAUAUUAGUGCGGUCAAGACAUGGGACAAGGUCAACACGGGAAUGAUCAAGAUGUACAAGGCCGAGGUGUUUGGCAAGUUGCCGAUUAUGCAGCAUUUCCUAUUUGGAUCAUUGCUCCCGUUCAAGGGCCAGAGCGAUAACCGGAUUCUAGAUGAGGAUGAGGAAGACGCGGGAGUGGAGGGACAUCAGCAUAUCCAUGCGUUUGGCCAAGAGUUCCCUACCUGCUGCGGCAUGAAGAUCCCUAGUGCGAUUGCGGCGGCGGCGGCCUCUGGUGGUGCCAGCAAUGGAGCACGGAGACUUCCCUUUGACUAA